Messenger RNA from Mugil cephalus (flathead mullet), 1491 nucleotides. RefSeq names its product sperm flagellar 1 (gene spef1). Gene Ontology annotation, biological process: regulation of cytoskeleton organization. The record is from RefSeq and is a predicted model, not a curated record. Gene Ontology annotation, cellular component: axoneme. Gene Ontology annotation, molecular function: microtubule binding. The transcript has 7 exons. NCBI's taxonomy places the organism in Eukaryota, Metazoa, Chordata, Actinopteri, Mugiliformes, Mugilidae. Bases 95 to 808 code for a protein of 237 amino acids.
CGCUCCAAACACCCCGUAUUCUAGGGAAGCUAACGAGCUAGCCGGGUAAAAGUGUUUUUAAAAGUGUUUAGGAACAGAUGUUACUUUAAGAAUAAUGGACAGAGAAUUGAGCGAAGAGGAGCUCCAGGAUCUGUUCGCAUGGAUAGACAAAAUACCUCUGUCUCGGCCCAAAAGAAACAUCACAAGAGACUUCAGCGACGGAGUGAUGGCUGCUGAGGUUGUAAAACAUUUCUUCCCAAAGCUUGUUGAUCUGCACAGCUAUAUUCCCGCAAACUCCACACAGCAGAAGUUCAGUAAUUGGAGCCUCCUCAACAGGAAGGUCUUUUCCAAGCUGGACUUCCGUGUGCCCGAGGAGACACUGAAGAAGAUUGUACUGAGCACUUCAGGAGCGAUAGUGCCUGUUCUGAAUGCCCUUAGAGAGAAGAUACACAAGAAACUGGAGCGCAGCACAGAAAACAUACUGGAUCUGGGAUAUUAUGAUGCCAGACGCCCAGAGAAGCCUCAUGCAGAAACCAUUCAGACCGAGGCAAGACUUCUGGCAGAGACGGCAGAGGUGAAAAAAGAUGAAAAAAACAAACAGAAAAACAGUAAACUGCAUCAGGCAGUGAAGACUUACUCAGACAUGGACCCCACAUUUAGAAUAAUCCUGCAGGAAAAGGAACAAGCUAUCAUGGCUUUGCAGGAGACGGUGGAGAUCCUGCAGAUGAAAGUGAACAGGCUGGAGCAUCUGGUUCACUUGAAGGACAUGCGCAUCGAAGACCUGACGAGGCAUCUGGAGACGUACAAAGCAAAAGGCAACGCACGCUGAUGCAAACACGUACACCGACUAUAUGUAACACAUAAAUUCUGGGGUAUAAACUUGCAACAUCAUUGCCAAUAAACCCUCACUUUGUCUGGGAAAAUGAUGAGGGGAAAAUGAUGAUAUAAAAGACCUGAGGAUAUUUCUAUAAUGAAUUUCACAUAUUGAAUGAUGUACGAUGUACAGUAGCGGUGGGCUGUUAAAAUCAGUCACGUCAUUCACAACAGAGAAGGACGGCAUCCUUUUAAGUCUUAUCUUUGGAUAGUGUGACUUGUUGAAUAUGAAUAGUGUAUGUAAUAGCAUGUGUUUUUCAUCUAUUUAUGUAUCUGCAGUUUUCUUUACUGACUGUCAAGCCCUCAGUAAAGCAGCUGAUCACUUUGAUGUUCCAAAUUGUCUCACUGAAAAAGGACACAGUCUAGCGCAUAAGCGGGGGAGAGAUCGGAAGCUUCACCAUAAACCGACUUAUGCAAACACAAUUAUGCAGCGUUAGGUUUACUCGCUGCAAAUGUCAUUUCCUACCAUGUCUAAAAUUGCAUCAGUCGUUUCUAUUAAAAUUCUGAAGCAAGCGUGAAAACUGGUCAGAGAUAGGAUGUGAUCAUUACUUCCUUCACUCUUUCCAGCAUUGGGUUUCAGAGUAAAUGUGACGAUAAAGUUGACCGAUGACCAAAUAUAGCCAAGUGCUUCUCAAAAGA